This is a messenger RNA of Paramacrobiotus metropolitanus, 2145 nucleotides long. Its product is annotated as short/branched chain specific acyl-CoA dehydrogenase, mitochondrial-like. Gene Ontology annotation, molecular function: acyl-CoA dehydrogenase activity; flavin adenine dinucleotide binding. Lineage: Eukaryota; Metazoa; Tardigrada; Eutardigrada; Parachela; Macrobiotidae. The transcript is spliced from 7 exons. The record is from RefSeq and is a predicted model, not a curated record. The coding region runs from base 339 to 1787 and encodes 482 amino acids. Gene Ontology annotation, cellular component: mitochondrion.
AUUAAUUUUCCGAUCAGCUGAUAGAAAAGACGUCAGAACAUGUUUUGACGGUUUUUUUGGUGCGUGUCCGGCCGUACAGCCUGUACAGGUGACGUGCAAGUUUGAUGCAACAUCAUAAAUUCGCCGUGUAAUAUUUCUGGGCUCUUUUUGAUCGACCUUCAGCAGCAGCAGCAAGCAGCUCGUCGAAAACCGUAGUGUCGAAACUCGAACCUCUUUAAACAGUGCCAACGGGCAACGAAUCUGUCACCUACUGUCUGUUGGAUUAUUUCCCGUCUCAGUCGCAUUAUCUCCUCCAGUCUCCACUGUACUAAUCCUCAUUGGUUCAUUUUUACUCUGCAAUGAUGAAUUCCAGCAAACUCCUGCGUCUCCCCGUGCAGCUGGCCUCUUUCUGCAAGCCCCCUUGCGCGGUUCUGGGUACCCCUGCACGCGCUCUGCACACGGCCUUCCCCGCGACCCAGACGCAGCGCCAAGAGAAAUCCGGUGGGGAUUUCGGAGUGACGAAGGAGAAACGCUUGGGCGAUGACUUCCUAACCCCUGGACACGUUAAGGCGGGCAUGGCGCCCCACGGGGACUGGGGCAGUGAGCGGGGGGAGCCGCGGGCGCAGCAUCAGCACGAGACGCGCUGGCCGUUGUCGGUGCUGACGGAAGAGGAGGAGCAGAUGAAGAACAUAGUGCGGAAGUUCGCCGAGGAGAAAGUGCGGCCGUUCGUGCGGGAGAUGGACGAGAAGUCGGCGAUGAAGCGGGAGAUUAUCGACGGGCUGUUCCAGCUGGGUCUGAUGGGCAUCGAGAUUGAGCCGGAAUUCGGCGGCACCGGCUCCACCUUCAUGGUCAGCAAUCUGGUCAUCCAGGAACUGGCCCGCGUCGAUCCGUCCGUCAGUGUCUUCUGCGAUGUGCAGAACACCCUGAUGAACACGCUUUUCCGCAUCCACGGAAAUCGGCAGCAGAAGGAGAAAUACCUGCCGCGUCUAGCCACCAAUAUGGUGGGUAGUUUCUGUUUGUCGGAGCCGGAAUCCGGCUCGGACGCUUUUGCCCUGAAGACGCAGGCCGUCAAAAUGGACGGCGAUUACGUGUUGACGGGAUCGAAAAUGUGGAUCACCAAUGCAGAACAUGCCGGUGUUUUUCUCGUUUUUGCCAAUGCUCGCCCAACCGACGGCUACAAAGGCAUCACCUGUUUCAUUGUGGAUCGCGAUACGCCGGGAUUGACCAUCGGGAAAAAAGAGGAUAAACUCGGCAUCCGUGCCAGCAGUACCUGUCCGGUGCAUCUGGACCAGGUGCGCGUGCCAGCCGCCAACGUCCUGGGCGAAGUGGGACGCGGCUACAAGUAUGCCAUCCAGGUGCUGAACGAGGGCCGCAUCGGCAUCGGCAGUCAGAUGUUGGGACUGGCGCAAGGCUGCUACGAAUCCACCCUGGCCUACGUGCAGGAACGCCGGCAAUUCAACCGCCCCUUAUACCAAUUCCAGGCCAUGCAGCACCAGAUGGCGCAGAUCGCCGUGGAGAUCGAAGCGGCUAAACUGCUAAUCUACAACGCGGCGCGUCUGCGGGAGCAGGGCAUGCCGUACAUCAAGGAGGCGGCCAUGGCCAAGCUGUACGCCAGCCAGGUGGCCACGGCCACCACCUCCAAGUGCAUCGAGUGGAUGGGCGGGGUGGGCUACUCCAAGGAGUACCCCGUGGAGAAGUACUACCGCGACUGCAAGAUCGGCACCAUCUACGAGGGCACCUCCAAUAUCCAGCUGAAUACCAUUGCCAAAGCGGUGGAGGAGGAGUUUAAACAGGGAAUCAGGAUGUGAACGGGAUCUGAAUGGUGCACACGUUGUAGUUGUUGUGUAAUUUUAUGCUUUCAAGGGGAGAUUUAUUGUGUUGCACUGCGGAGGGAUGGUGGGGGUUGCGGAUUGUUGGAAAGGUCAAGAGUUUGCGCACUGUGUGACGUUAUAAUUGUUUAUGCUUACGGUAUAAAUUUUUAUUAUUAUUAUGGACUGAUACAGUACAGAGUAUGUGCGGGCUCCGUUGAUGUUGAGAAUCUGAAAUGUUAUUAGCUGACGCUUUGUUGAGUCGGAGUAGUUGCACCGGGCCGCAGCGUACUCUGUACAAGAACUGAAUACGAUAUUCUGGUGAAACUAAACUGAAGCAUAAAUAUUGAAACGAUGC